GUUUGUAUUGAUGAAUUUGGAUAAUGGGUGGAAUCAAAGCCAGAAAAAUACAUAUGUUCAACGCGCUUUUUAUAAGUUGCACGCUGAUAAUGCUGACUUUGACAAAGCAUUUAUAUGGAUCAGAAUGCCAGAUUUCAUGUUUUGAAGAUUCCUGUUACAUGUUGCAAAACCAAGGACCGAAUUGGAACGAUAACAGAAUAUUAUGUCAAAAGCAGGGGGCUGACCUAGUUUCCAUUGAAACCGUAAAAGAAUGGAACUUUUUAAAUGACUUGAUUCAAAAACCCAAAUGGAAAUAUAAUAAGUGGAUGAUUGGUUUGGAAAAAGAAGCCGGCAAUUGGACUUGGGUGAGUGGAAAACCACUGACCAUUUGCAAAUGGGAUAAAAACCAGCCAAGUGACGACGGAGAUGUGGCAAUAAUAGUCAAGACGUCUUUGAAUGAUAGUAAAGUGGGCCUAUUUCAAGUGACCCACCGGGAUCAGCCUUAUGCCUCAAUUUGUGAAAUUACCAAAGGUAAGACGCAACACAAUUGA
Molecule: messenger RNA, 530 nt
Organism: Pocillopora verrucosa
Lineage: Eukaryota; Metazoa; Cnidaria; Anthozoa; Scleractinia; Pocilloporidae
Source: RefSeq, a predicted model, not a curated record